This is a messenger RNA of Hermetia illucens (black soldier fly), 2033 nucleotides long. RefSeq lists its product as uncharacterized. The coding region runs from base 331 to 2025 and encodes 564 amino acids. The record is from RefSeq and is a predicted model, not a curated record. The transcript has 2 exons. Lineage: Eukaryota; Metazoa; Arthropoda; Insecta; Diptera; Stratiomyidae.
AGUUUGCCAUGGGUUUAUACGACGGAUAAGGGUGGACAGAAUAUUCCGUUGAAUAGUUUCUAAUUUUUCUCCAUUUUAGACUUAGAAAUUAUUUUAUGGUAAAACGAUGCGGCUUAUUUUUCAUUGCAGGUUUUAAUACCGGACAGUUUCAAAAUUAUUUGGCAAGCUUCAGUCUUGCGGCUGCUGCUGUGUUUAUGAAGAAUGUUGAUUUUUACUACUUCAAGGCGGGGUAGUAGCGGAUAGAGUAAAAGCUGGGAAUUCUUUCAUCAUUUUACAGUUUUUGCGGACGACUAUUCUGCAGUUGACACAGAAUACAAGUUUCCCUUCGAAAUGGACCAAGAUAAAGUCAUUGAAGAGCUUACCGCAGAAUUGAAAAAACUGACAGAGGAGUCAAUUCGAUUGGAAAAACAAUUACAGCACUGUGAAAGAGAGUUAGCCCAACAAGACCGAGACGAAGUUGACUUCUAUGAAACGCUUCACAAAAUGCAGUUGGAGGCAGCCAGGGCGCGUAAUUAUGCCAUUCAACAAAGACUAGAUCAAGCAACGGCAGAAUAUAAUGAAAUGAGGAAGCAGCUUAAAAUCUUCUGCAAUGAGGCAGGCUUCAACAAAGGUCCAAAACCUCCAAGGCAGGAAGAAGUUGAUUAUAACUUUUGUAAAGCUAACCGUGAAGAUGAGAGGUGCAAAACACCUGAGCACGUAACCCCAUCUUACUGCAAAUUACGCCCAGAUAAAAGAUGCGAAAAAACUAUUUCUUUCUGUAAAAGAGCAUUUGAUGAUGACAGUAGAUGUCAGCUGCUUGACUAUGUAUUCUGUAAAAUAAAGCCAGAGCAUGAGAAAUGCAUCGCAGGUGAAAAUAUAACUAAAAGUUUCUGCAAACUGCGCGAACAUCCCCUAUGCAAAGCGACCGAUUCUUAUUGCAAAAGAUUCAAAGGAUAUGAUCCCAGGUGUGCAUCUGACGCACAUCUGGUCAAUCAUCUAUUUUGCAGAACCAAUAAAACUCAUCCACAAUGCAAAACACCGGAGAUAGUCACUUCCAGUUAUUGUAAAAGGCGUGAAAACGCAAAGUGCAAGAUAACAAAAUCGUAUUGUGAAAGAUUCGUCGGGUAUGAUGAAAGGUGCAAACAAGAACCAGAUGGUCCUCCCAAACCAGAUGGCCCUCCCAAACCAGAUGGUCCUCCCAAACCAGAUGGCCCUCUCAAACCAGAUGGCCCUCCCAAACCAGAUGGUCCUCCUGAAUCGGUUAAUCCUCCCAAACCCCCUGAAUGGAAGCCUAUAUAUAACAUUCACUAUUUUCCGGAAACAACAGAAAAUGGCUCUUCUUGCCAAGGGUGCAAAGAAAACGAAAAUGGAAUGACUGAAUCUUAUCAAAUAAAAUUACGAGAAAGGACAGGUCAAAAGGUUUCCCCUUUCUACGCAGAAUCCGAACAUCCUCCCUCCUCCUAUGCAGAAUCUGAACGUCUUCUCUCCUCCUAUGCAAAAUCUGAACGUUCUGACCUUUCGUACGAAGAAUCUGGAAAACCAGGGUAUCCUGCAGAUCGGAAAAGAUAUCAAAAGUUGAAUUUUGAGUUGUGUCGAAAAUAUGCAGAUCCCAGGUGUGCGUACAAUCGUGAUUGGUGGUCGCUUGACAGUUAUUGUAAAAUAGCAUACCAUCCCGACUGCAAGAAGACAGCUUCGUUUUGUGCUAAAUUCGAAAAAAAGGACGAGAGGUGUCGCGUUAUAGACCACAUAUAUUGCAAAAAUCAUAGGAACGAUCCUCGAUGCGCCUCAGUGGAAGUAACCGAUAGCUACUGCAAUCGACGUGCUGACAAAAAAUGCAGAAGAACAACCUCCUAUUGCCAAAGGUUUGCAGGAGACGACGAAAGAUGUCCAAAUAUUGAUCACGAAUGGUGCGCGAAAUAUCCUGAACAUGAAAAGUGCCAAGUUAGGUAUCCUCCUACUCACAGUGGUUGCAGACUUCUUCCUAAUCAAACUGCAUGCAAGCCCACCCUCUCUUAUUGCAGGAGAUUCUUUGCAAUUGACGAUUGAUUGUCGUA